Molecule: messenger RNA, 885 nt
Organism: Symbiodinium natans
Lineage: Eukaryota; Dinophyceae; Suessiales; Symbiodiniaceae
Source: the annotation of a GenBank genome assembly
AUGCCUCCUGAAUUGGUCGUGCCUGCGCUGCCUUCCUCGAGCAACAGCAGUCUGAGUACCGACAGCUGGCUCGAGCGUGAGUCCUUGUAUCAUCGCAGGUGCAUCAGAUUUUUGCUUCGCUUCUGCAGUCAGCUGGCAGAGAGGAUUGCACUUUUGGAAGAAGCGGCCCUUCUCCGGGCAGUUCUGACCUCUUGGCGCAGCUGCGGCGGUACCUGUACUGCCCUCGAGUUCAUGCAUGAGCAGUCCAUGAUGCACUGCGACAUCAAGGAGCCCAACAUCAUGAUCAAGUCGCGGGACUUCCGGAAGCCCGAGGUGGUCGUCAUCGACUUCGGUGUGUGCAGGGCCAUGGUCACAGCCUCGAACGGCCUGCUCCAAAGCCACCUUGGUGGUGGAGCCAUUAUCUGCGCAGGUCACAGCGGUGACGGCUACCCCCAUAGGCACGAGCUGUGCCUGCCCGACCAUGACCCUAAGGUGCAGUCGAAGCACCCACGAGUUUCCCAACGCCCUGCUCCUGACACGCAGCAGCCGGGUGGUGUUUACUUCCUCGCCUUCUACGCCUUCAGAAAAGAGGAAGGGGGCAAGACGACGUCGGUCUUGGAGGCAAGGCUAGUGACCGGCCUGGCAGGCCACGCCACGACAUGCUCAGGCGCCUACAAGGUGACCCAAGGCAGCUGUUUUGGCCUCAAUGCCUCUGCAUCCGAACUCCCGGCGCAGGCCGCACCAUUGCCACCCGGUCGCGACCACAUGCCCGGUGGAUUUGGGGCCAUGUUCCUUCUGGUUGCGUUGGCUGCCGUUUACUUCUGCCGCAACCGCGCAAAGGCGUCACGCCGCAGGCUCACGGAGGGCCAGGACGUUGAGAUGAGUAGCACCUUCAAUCAGUUCUGA